Messenger RNA from Sordaria macrospora k-hell, 276 nucleotides. RefSeq lists its product as uncharacterized. Lineage: Eukaryota; Fungi; Ascomycota; Sordariomycetes; Sordariales; Sordariaceae. Gene Ontology annotation, cellular component: endoplasmic reticulum membrane; COPII-coated ER to Golgi transport vesicle; Golgi membrane. The record is from RefSeq and is a predicted model, not a curated record. Gene Ontology annotation, biological process: endoplasmic reticulum to Golgi vesicle-mediated transport.
AUGUUGAUCUUCGGAAACCUCAUCUAUGUCUCGUGCCUGUUGAUCAACGCUAUUGCCAUCCUCUCUGAGGAUAGGUUUUUGGCUAGGAUCAACUUCUCCCCUUCCUCCUACGACCCCGCCUUCGGCCAAAGUGCAGAUGCCUCCGUCCAGGCCAAGAUCAUGAACCUGAUUGCGAGCGUACGGACGUUGAUGAGGAGUACGUAUUAUUACAUCCAUACAUCCAUCGAUACAUACAUGAUCAGCCAUACAUGCUCCCGGGUGACUAGGAAGCGAUAG